ACUCACUGCUGCUCUCUGCGCGGCGGAGCUCGAGCUCUCACGCCAACUCCACCGUCAGUGACGUCUGCAUCACGUGUCCGUCUCUUCCCUCGGCACGUCGGUCGUAUUUUCCUCCCCUCCGCUGCCUGCUUUAACACCGAGAGCCACUCGAAAUAAACAAGCGCAAAAGCAGGGGGGCCGUUGCAGGGACCGGCUCGGUUCCAGUGUCACGUUGCUCAGCGGCCGAUGGACGGACGGGUCGGACACCUAGAAGUUACCAUCAGUGGAGCCCGAACCUCCGGUCCGUGUCUGGCUCCACUGAGCCCGUAUCAAUGUAAACUUUGCCAUACCUGCGCUGCAUAGACUGAGCUCCGACCGAGAGAGGAUUUCCCUAAAUACUGCAGUGAGAACCACACGAGGACCUAUGGACAAGUCCCGCCUUCGUCCUUCCCCCAUGCCUGGUCUAUAGUCAACGAGAAACCCAUAUUCUCUCCGACACCCCGCUCUCAGCCAUUUGACCGACCCUCCCCACCCUGUGGUCACACCAUGGCCAGCAAGAGGAAGUCUACGACUCCUUGUAUGAUCCCCAGCAAGAUUUUCCGUCCCCCUGAAGAAGUGGAACGGGACUCUCCGGUUCUCCUCCAUCAAUCCAGGAUUUCUGGUGGGGAUAGACAGAGCCCUCUGGAUCCUGGAGAGUCGUCUAAAUCAGAGGCGGGGGAUGCUGUCAAAGAUGGCAUUGGUACUUAUACCUGUAAGCCUUGUAACUUUGAAACCCAUGACCUUAACUUGUUCUUGGAUCACGUCUACACCGGUCACCCAGACUUCCGUGCAGACCCCAGCUUCUUUUGCGUGAGCUGUGGGGUUUCAGCACCAAAGUUUGAGGGGCUGGCCCUGCACAAUGCCAGAGUUCACCCCAGCACGUUGAACACCAGUCUGCAGCUGAGGAAGAAGGACAGAAGGCUGGUGGUAGAGCAGAGUCUGGUGACAGGGGCAGACUCUGGGAAGGAUAGUGAAAUUUCCAUCACCAAAACGCCAAUCAUGAGGAUGCUGAAGGGGAAAUCUGAGCCUAAACGGAUUGUGGUGUCUCACCCUGUCUCCGAUGAGCCUUCCUCAGACCCAAACUCCAGCUCUGCAUCUAGAGAGACUGAAAGAAAAGAAACUGCUGCAGUAACAGUCACUCAUGUCCCUACAAUUGUCCACAAUGGAACGACCAAGGUUACGCUGCCAUCAGCGAUCCAGAUAGUCAAUGGCUCAGGAGCAUUACCGAUGCUGAAGACGCCCAUCACACAGGUUGUUUCAGUCGUUCAAAACAGGAGCCUUCACCAUUCUGCACCAAUCACAGCCUCCUCAAAUGUUUCUUCCUCUUCAUCAAAUUCAUCUUCAAAAAAUCUCCCCAAGGUAAUGAUUCCUUUGAGCAGCAUCCCUACCUACAGUGCCUCCAUGGACUCCUCCUCCUUCCUGAAGACCUCCUUCAGUAAGUUCCCGUACCCCACAAAGGCUGAGCUCUGCUACCUGACUGUGGUCACGAAGUUUCCCGAAGAACAGAUCAAGAUCUGGUUCACAGCUCAGAGACUAAAGCAAGGCAUCAGCUGGUCUCCCGAGGAGAUCGAGGAAGCCAGGAGGAAGAUGUUCAACACCAUCAUUCAGACAGCGCCCUCCAGCUCGCAGAACCAGAGUCACCACAGCCCGGCCCAACACACAAUCACAGUCCUGCCUGCCUCACUGGGGGCCACAGGGAUCCCUCACAUUCUGCAGGGAUCUCUUGUCAGCCAAGGAGGGGUAAUUGUCACACAGCCUGUAAUGGCAAAUGGUAUCCAGGUUAGCAGCGCUCCUGUGGCCCUGGCUGUCACACCAAAGCCCCAAGCAGCAGCCCGACCCAUGAUGCAGGCCCGACCUGCUGCUGCCUUGGUGGCGGACAAAGGCGUCAGCAUGGUGGUGGGGACAGUGGGCAGCAGCAGUACAGGUAGUAACAUCAUAAGCAGCAGUAACAGUAGUAGGAGUGGGGGCGGAAGCACGAGCAGUAUUAUCAGUAGCAGUCAAGCAAGUGUCAUCAACCUUAGUCUAGGAAACAGUAAUCAUAGUAAUACAAAGGUGAGCAGUGUCAAUGGCAAACACAGCAACACGAAUGCCAACUCCAGUGAUAAGAGCAAUAGUAAUGUUACCAGCCAUGUCAAUACUAAGAACACUGAUAUCAGCAAAGCCAGCAGCACCAGCAUCGUACAGAGUGACAAAAAAGCCACAGACAGCAAAUCUAGUAACAGCAACAGCAAAACGGGCAACGACGGAAAGAAGAACAAAGAUACUAACAGUAGCAGCAACAAAAAUAGCACAACUAGCACAAGUUCAGAUGAUGUUGAUCCUUCUGCCAUCGACUCGCCACCCAUCAAAAUGGAGGAGGCUUCUUCCCCUGCCUCCAAAUCUUCUUCGCCUUCUCCUGCAGCUCCUCAAAGCAGCACAUCCGGCUCCAGGACGCCUGUUAAUGCCUUCCUGGACCCCAGCUUUUUUAAAAGCAAGAAGUCUCAGGAACAGCUCAGUGCCCUGAAAGACAGUUUUCAGCUGAGUCAGUUUCCUGACCAGGACGAAGUGGACCGCCUCAUUGCUCUGACUGGGCUCACAGUGCGAGAAGUUCGCAAAUGGUUCAGUGACCGACGGUACCACUUUCGUAACCUGAAAGGCGGCCGCUCCAGCACAGGGGGACAGACUAAACCUGGCGCUGCAUCUGGAACAGGGAGCACAUCAAGUACGCCAGGAGGCAGCACCACCGGCAGUGCCAACCCAGUGGAUUUGUCCGAAAAUAACAGCAACUCUGGAGCCAAAACGCCACAGCACAGCUCUGCUCCCUUGAGCCCAAGUGCUCCACCGACUCCCACUUCCCCCACACCUUCCCGCCGACUCCCAAGACCACCUUCUCCUGAUUUCACAGCCAUUCGUUACAAGGAGAGAGAACCCCACCAGGUUAAGGCGCUAGAGUCCAGCUUUGCCCAGAACCCUGACCCGGCAGGAGAGGAGGUGGACAGGCUGCGAUCUGAGACCAAGAUGACCAGAAGGGAGAUCCAUGGCUGGUUCGCUGAGAAGAGGAAGAAAGUGGCCGCGGAGAAAAAGAAAGAGGAGGCAGAGCGGGCGCUGAGAGAGGAGGAGGAGGAGAUGGAGGUUGAUGGAGAAGAGAGACAGAGAGACGACGGUUCAGGAGAACUGAAAGUCAACCCAAUUAAAAUUAAUCUGAAGAUGCUGAAGGUGACAGAAGCCAACGGCAAAGCGGAGGCUGAAGGGUCGGAUAGCCCGUCAGUUCCGCCUCAGUCCGGCAACACACCCGCAUCCUCCCCGGGCUCCACUUCAUCCUCCACCCACAAACCAUCCCAGUCCUCCACUCCAACACCCAAACCGUCCCACUCCCCCAAACCCACAGCCAUCCGAGGCAAGAAGACAGCGGACCAGCUACACCUUCUCAAACAAGUCUACUCCAGAACUCAGUGGCCCAGCGCUACUCAGUACGAUGAACUGAUCUCAGCUACUGGGCUGCCCAGACCUGAAGUGGUGCGCUGGUUUGGGGACUGUCGUUAUGUGCAGAAGAACGGCCAGCUGAAGUGGCUGGAGUCGUACCAGAACACGGCUCUGGAGGAGGACCUGCAGGAGGACGGCAUGGAGAUCCUCCAGGCUCACCUCAACCUCCACGGCAGGCUAGAAGAGACACAGUUGCAGGAGCUGGCUGAUACGACUGGUCUGACCGUAGACUUGGUGCGAUAUUGGUUCUCUACCAAGGCGCCUUUGCACAGGAUGGAACAAACUGCCGCCGCCGCUCACAAGACGGGAACGAGACCAGUUGCACCGGCAGGCGUGGCAGCCGAGCAACGAACAACAGGAUCCUCCCCUCCGGAGCCACAGCCAGGAGGCGGGACGGAGGAGAAAAUGGAGCAGUCAGUGUGCGGUGUCGCAACAGAAGCAGAGGAGGUCAACGCUGACAAGACUGUGAAUGCUACUAAAGGAACCGAUUGAAGGGGCCUUUUGUGUGAGGAUGGAGUUCUCAACGCAGGUGGUCUUUGUUCUGGGAAUCUGACUAAAAGACGGCAGACGCGUUUGUAACAGGAUCACUGAAUGGAAACGGAUCUUGAAAGCAUCCCCACCCACCCCACUCUCUCUCUCUCCCCCCGCUUCCCGCUCACACCCCUAGAAGUAGGGAUGACCUCCCCCGUUACAUGAGACGAACGCUAAAGCCACUUACUCUCCCUGCCCACCCCAUCUGCCCGCCACCUUCCCGUCUUCUCCCGUUUUGUCCAGCCCUCCGCUAAACACACACACACUCCAAUACUCUCCCGUCCGCCAUUUUCCCUUCAGAAGGAAGUUCCAGUAGAGACUGAAGUGCAGGAAUGGAGGUGGAGGGAGGAAAGGAGGGGUGAGACUGAUGGUGUUUUGCUGCCUGCUGUGAUGGGAGAAAGGAAGAGGAAAAAAAGAGGAGGGUUGAUGCGGAGGCAGAAGAGGAGGAGAAAAAAGGAGAAGUGUGGUGGAGUUUGAGACCUCUGGGUUCGGGGUUGGACGGCGAUCGGCUGAGCCAGCGCUCAGACGGACGGUUGAAAACUGUACGUUUGUUUUGGGGUACGAAAAACUGCACAGGUCUUUGCUACAGGGUGCUUGUCUCGGCCUUAGAAUAAAUCACAUGAACCUUAUUUUUCCAUUGUCUUCAAAUUCUUUGUCACUCAUGUACUCACAAACUUUGUACUUGCAGCUUACUUUAAAUGUGCUAGCUAGAGUGCUCACAGCACUGGAUGUAAAAUGCAGCACUGACAUUCAUUAGACCAUGAUGUUGAUUUUUAACAUCUUUGUUCUCACUUUUCAUUUCUUAUCUGUACAUACCGUCUGUUUAAACGCAUCAUGAGGUUGUUCAGAACGGGGAGACAUCUGGAAUGGUUUCAUCCAAAGAGGGCAAGCACCCUGUUGUGUCGAAAACAACAAAAGAGCGACACAAUAUAUUAGACUGUACGGAAAGCGGUUUGUGUUGUAGCAUCAAGUGCUUCUUUACAUCACUGUACGUAUAUUUGUUUCUAUGGAACUUUCUUAUUCAAUAACUUUGAUUGUAAAAGAACUGUGAACUUUUACCAGAGUUCCAUACUUAGGCUUGAUGUAUAAUUUUUACAAAUGGCAUUUGCAGAAUAAACAGAAUGUAAUAAAUG
Molecule: messenger RNA, 5144 nt
Organism: Amphiprion ocellaris (clown anemonefish)
Lineage: Eukaryota; Metazoa; Chordata; Actinopteri; Pomacentridae
Gene: zhx3b
Product: zinc fingers and homeoboxes 3b
Exons: 7
Coding region: 526-3972 (1148 amino acids)
Biological process (GO): regulation of transcription by RNA polymerase II
Cellular component (GO): nucleus
Molecular function (GO): DNA-binding transcription factor activity, RNA polymerase II-specific; DNA binding
Source: RefSeq, a predicted model, not a curated record